AUGAACAUUGUCAAAACACACCUGCAGAAGUGCCAGCCAUAUUACGCCGUGCCUUCACAGUUCCAUUUACUUGAUGAGCUCCCGGUGACCUCCAACGGCAAGAUCAACAAGCAGUUGCUUAAGGAGUCAAUCUCUGACACCAGGCCACUGGUCGUUGAGAAGGCCAGCUCUACUGCGGACCUGCCCUUACCGCCAAGCCUCCAAAAAGCAAUAUCCGAUACAGCCGACACUACUUUGUGCAAUCGGUCAAAUUCGAGCUUUGUAGACGAGAAGCCCGACCUCGACUGGGAGGCUGCCGUACCCGAUAAGCGCGAAGCCGUUGGCCACGCCACCGCUGUCAACCUCACAAUCGCAGUUCUCAUAAGACAGGAACUUGUCAUCAAUGCCAUUUACACGGUAGCAUGCAGUGUUCCCAAGUCAUGGCCUCUUUGGAUUCGCAGACGUGCCGCUCGGGUCUUCCAUCUUGGUGGCGUUCAUUCUGGGGCUGGCGUCAGUGCAGCGCUUUGGAUGUUUGCGAACACGACCGGCGACACAGCGUGCAUGACGCUGGGUACUUGCGGUGGACACUGGGGGAAACCUUCCGUUGCUGUAAAGGUCAUCACAUGGAUCAUCGCCGCUCUUUUCGUUGCCAUGAUGGCUAUGGCCUACCCGACGGUGCGCAAGGCGCAUCACAACAGGUUUGAGGUUGUUCACCGAUUUGUGGGCUGGACUGUGCUUGGCCUCUUCUGGGCUCAAGUGGUGCUCACCGCCAAUGACACAAAAGCCACAGAUGUUUCCCUUGGAACUGCCGCAGUGAGGACGCCCGCGCUGUGGCUCCUGGUUGUUGCUACGCUCAGCGUCGCCUCGUCUUGGUUCUGGCUCAGGAAGGUCUCCGUCAGGGCCGAGGCUCUGUCCAAACACGCGGUCCGCCUGCUCUUUGAUUACACGGUUCCGGUAAACGGCUCAUUCACACGACUGUCUCAUACACCGCUUCUCGAAUGGCACUCUUUUGCCACCAUCCCUGCUCCCGAGGCUGUUGAUGGCAAACCCAAAGGCUACUCCCUGGUCGUCUCCAAUGCCGGCGACUGGACUCGCGCUAUGAUCGAACAACCCCGCCCUUAUAUCUGGGUGCGUGGCGUGCCUACUUGUGGUGUCAUGCGCAUUGCGACAUUGUUCAAUCGUCUCGUCAUCGUCGCCACCGGUUCUGGCAUCGGCCCCCAGCUCGGACACAUUCUCAGCCCAUCAUGCCCGACCAAGCUCAUCUGGUCGACUAAGGAUCCCGAAAACACAUUCGGCAAGUCCAUGUGCCAACUACUCAAGUCCAAGUGUCCUGACGCUGUAAUCUGGGACACCCGCACCCAAGGCCGCCCUGACCUCGUCUGUUGUGCCAAUGGCGCGUCCAAGGAAUAA
Emericellopsis atlantica is the source of this 1389-nucleotide messenger RNA. RefSeq lists its product as uncharacterized. Bases 1 to 1389 code for a protein of 462 amino acids. The transcript has 3 exons. The record is from RefSeq and is a predicted model, not a curated record. NCBI's taxonomy places the organism in Eukaryota, Fungi, Ascomycota, Sordariomycetes, Hypocreales, Bionectriaceae.